Messenger RNA from Symbiodinium pilosum, 3024 nucleotides. Lineage: Eukaryota; Dinophyceae; Suessiales; Symbiodiniaceae. The record is from the annotation of a GenBank genome assembly.
GCCGACGGUUUCGACAUCUUCGCAGACCCAGAUGAGGCGGUUCUCCUAGCGGAGCGCGCUGCAAAGGACAGUGAGAAGACUCCGCUCGUAGAGUUACCGCCUGAGGAGAUGCAGCAGAUUCAGGAGGGCCUGGAUGAAGUGAUCGCCUCGGCUGCCGGCACGGGGGGACCAGUGGGCUCUGACGAGGUUUUCGAGCUCCUGGAGCGCUCCGUGGCUGGAGGGGAGGUUGCAGCCGCGGUGUACUUGAGCGAACGCAUUGAGGCGCGAGUGCGUGCAUCUAUCCUGGUACCGCAGUGCGGGGCUUAUGGUGUCACAUGCAUACAAACGCAAGGUGGCAAGUGCUAUUUUCCUCAUUCCUCGCAGCAGCAUUGGUGGGAGAAUGACCAUGACAAGUCUUGCAGCGACUGCUCAAAGUGCGAGGAGGAAGAGGCUAGGGGUUUCGAGAUUAUUGAAGACCACGAUUGGAUCUUUGCCUUGAAGGGCGAUGGAUGCACCAUCAAGGAUUCCGCUGGGGAGGAUACCACGGACUGCUUGCGGUCCGUAGUGAACCCCACCACGCAGAAGUACAGCUCUCAUUCCAAUUGCUUUGUGAGGCUCAAGAAGCAGAAGUACCUGACAUUCGAUUCCUUUCACACGGAGGCCCGGUUCGAUGACCUGGCUGUCUACGACUUAAAUGCGUCCGAGGCGCACUUGCUUCACAGAUGGUCUGGAGAGGUGAAGCCAGCGGCGAGGAUGUUUAACAACUCGUGGGCCCUUGUGUGGGAUGCGGAUUAUUCCAUUCAGAAGAAAGGCUGGAAGCUGUGCAGCGGCUGCCCAGCAGGCAGCGGCGACACUGGAGAUGGCAAAUGCAAAUGUUCCCAAGGAUUCAUCUGCAAGAACCGUAAAGAGCGCUGGCUGCCUGUUCUGAGCUGGUCCAUCAGCUGGAUCCAAAACUGCUCAGCCAGCAACAAUUCAGAGGCACAUUUCCGACCGGACGAGGUGGGCAUCCAGUGUGUCAACCAGAGGAAGGAGUUCACAAUCUACGUUGCUGUUAUGCUCUCGGGCGCCUUUGAGAUGUCAGCGAUGCUUGUACUCUCUGCAGUCCACUACCUCUUGCCGCUCUCCCUUGGCUUGUACCUCAGUGCUGUCAUGGUCUUUACCAUAGCAGCACACUGCCACUUCGAUGUGGAAGCAUGGCAAUCCAAUAUCCGCGCCGGCUUCUUGAAGUUCAUUGCCACCUCGAACGACUUUUGGUGCCGCCGACGUGGAGCACUUGUUUACGCAAUCUUCACGUUUUUGCUGAUGGUCAUUGCAAUGUUUGAGGGCCUUGGUUUGCUCGUACUCUGGCCAGGAGGGAUAUUCCUUCUCAGCUCCCUUGCCAUCUAUGCCUGGCACCGCCGUGUGGCCUUGGCGGCGGAGGAGGCGCAAAAGGCACUGUCCUGCUGGAGCUGGGGAUGUUGCUUUUGUUGCCUCUUCUGCUGGAAUCCCCUAGGUUCUUGCUUGCCGCUGACGACCUCCGAAACCUUGGAAAAGGUUGCUGCGCGAAGCGCCGAGCCGAAAAUGCAAGAAAUGCAGGAGCCACUGAUGUCUGAGAGUACACCAAAGCAAGACGGCGAAGUCGAGAUGAGUUCGCACUUGGGACGGCUACUUGCAAAAUCAAAAGAGGAGCUCGACGCGGAGCAGAAGCAGAUGCAGCUCUUUCAAGGCCUCGUGAACAAAUCUGCCCCACGCUUUGAAGAAGAUGCUUCUACUCGUCCAGGCACGACCAUGCUCUGGCUUGCCAAAUGGACCGUCCAGCAGCCCGGGGAUGAGAGCUGCUUCAAGAAGGUCCAUGCGGCAAUGGUGGAGCUGGGCCCCAUUCUCUAUGCCUUCCUGUGGUCCCUGGUGAUUGCCAGGCUUGCCCUGGAAUACUCAGAUGGGUUUAUUUGGGCCCCACUCCCGAUCCCCAGUGUCUUUGGUGACUUUGCGCCGAUCCUGGCGGACUAUGACUUUGACCUCGGCAUCCUCCCAACAUGUUUGGCCGUGCACUUCACAUGCAUUGCCCUUAGCAGCCUCGUGGAGAGUAGGGCGGCCAAGCAGCGCCUGCGCGAGUGGCUCUACAUCUAUGGGCCUCGCAAGCAGUGGAUGGAGAUGUAUCCGAAUGCGCACGAGAUGUCAGAUGCGACCUACGCCCAGAGAAGGGAAGAGGGCAAGGAGAGCUCCUACGCACACUUCUCCAGCUACAUGCACUCGAAGGGAGAGGCUGCAGCAGACAUCUGCGGUUUUACGGUAUUGCGGCCCAACCAGGCAGCUCUCCCAAGCUCCAAGGAGGUCACACUGAAGGUGACCGUUGCAUUUGCAGCCAUGUUGAGCAUGAGUGGGACCUUGUUCUUCCUGAGGUAUGCCCGCUAUGGCACCAUAGAGGCUUCUGGGGACUGGCAGAUGAAGCGCACUUUCGCCGUGGUACGCCCAAUAGCUUUCUAUGUUCUGCUUUGGCUUCCUCUAGUGUGGCAUCGGCUUCUAAAUGCUCUUCUCUUUGCAGCGGAGUGUUCGCUUCUGACCCGCACUGCCGGGAUCUUCUUUCAGGAUGUUUCUGCCGGAAACGAGAAGCGGGGAGACGUGAAGGCACUCUUGGAGACCUUGGGUUGGAAAGUUCAGGACAUCCUCUCAGAUUGGAGGCUGAUGAUCAAGGUGGGCUUUGUCCUGGACUUUAUUGGUGUGAUGACUGGGGGCAUGGCGGCCUAUCGCCUGCUUGUUCAUUACGAGGUCAGCGAGUUUGUGCCCGUGCUCGCUUGCAACUGUCUCACGAUCUUCAUAUUGCUUUGCCUUCAGGUGCUGCCUCUUGUAGCGUGGAACGACUUCUUGGAAAAGUGUGCCGGUGACGAGGCCAACAUCGAUCCCGUCCUCUACAUGUGGCUCUCACAAGGCUUUCUGAAGAUGCAGGUCUUUGGCCUCACCCUUAGCAAGGCCUACUUCGUAGGCCUCGUGAUAUCCUUAGCAGCCUUGGCGGAGCCUUUCAUCUCAGACAUUGUCACUCCACCUCUUAAGGAGAUGCUGACACAGUAA